Penicillium griseofulvum is the source of this 780-nucleotide messenger RNA. Its product is annotated as SDR family NAD(P)-dependent oxidoreductase. The transcript is spliced from 3 exons. Gene Ontology annotation, molecular function: oxidoreductase activity, acting on the CH-OH group of donors, NAD or NADP as acceptor. The record is from RefSeq and is a predicted model, not a curated record. NCBI's taxonomy places the organism in Eukaryota, Fungi, Ascomycota, Eurotiomycetes, Eurotiales, Aspergillaceae. The coding region runs from base 1 to 780 and encodes 259 amino acids.
AUGGUUCUCACAACUGGUCUCAAAGGUGCCCAUGUGCUCAUUACAGGAGGCACACGGGGUAUGGGAGAGGCAAUGGUACACAAAUUCCUAGAGGAGGAAGCCAAUGUGUCGUACUGUGCCCGGACAGUCACCAAUAAGGAAUUUGAUGAGUUCCAUGCGACACUCCCUGAGGGCAAUACCGCCCGCGCCGUAGGCACGGCAUUCGAUGUUGCUAGCAAAGACGCCAUCGUCCAGUGGGUCGAGAGCUCAGCCGAGCGACUCGGACGAAUUGAUGUGAUUAUCGCCAAUGCAUCACCAAUGCACAUGGAAGGCGAGACUGAGCACUGGGAGAGCAGUUUUGCGAUCGAUGUUAUGGGCUUCGUUGAGCUAGUCAGGGCCGCCACUCCCUAUUUGGAAAAGUCCCCCCAGGCAUCCAUCAUCGUUCAGAGCUCCUUUAUGGGACGGGAAUUCUAUCGGUCCCCUCCGGCUGCCUACGGGCCCUGCAAGGCAGCACAGCUGCAGCAUGUUCAGGAAUUGUCCCACUUCUUAGGCCCGAAGGGCAUCCGCGUCAAUGCUAUCUCACCGGGACCUAUUCUGUGCAAGGGUGGUCCCUGGGAACUCUAUUCAAAGAUCAACCCCGAGUGGGUGGAGGAACAGCGACUGAAGGUUCCUCUGAAGCGGUUGGGCGGGCCGACAGAGGUGGCCGCUGUCGCAGUUUUCCUGGCGAGUCCUCUAGCCAGCUUCGUUUCUGGCACGAAUAUGUUGGUUGAUGGCGGAAUUCACGUUGGCACCCAAUUUUAG